Molecule: messenger RNA, 3491 nt
Organism: Colossoma macropomum (tambaqui)
Lineage: Eukaryota; Metazoa; Chordata; Actinopteri; Characiformes; Serrasalmidae
Gene: slitrk5
Product: SLIT and NTRK-like protein 5
Exons: 2
Coding region: 121-2736 (871 amino acids)
Biological process (GO): positive regulation of synapse assembly; regulation of presynapse assembly; axonogenesis
Cellular component (GO): membrane
Molecular function (GO): protein binding
Source: RefSeq, a predicted model, not a curated record
AGGUUGGGAAUAAAGUGGGGGAGAGAACGCCGGUGUCGUGAUGCUCGCGCGCUGGAAACGUUCAGCCUGAUGACACCGUGGUCUGCAGCUGCACUACAGUGAACUGGGUCAUUCAAUCCCAUGAAAAUGCAUGUCUGGAUACCACCAAUAAUCUUGCUGGUUGCCGCUUCGCUGAGCCUGGUCGAGAUGUAUGACAGUUAUGGGGAGAUAUGUAGGAAUCUGUGCACUUGUGAGGAAAAAGAGGGCAUUCUGACAGUCAGCUGCGAGAACCGGGGCAUCGUCCGUCUGUCAGAAAUCAGCCCGGUGCAUUUUUCCACAUACCACCUCUUACUGACGGGGAACCUGCUGAAAAAAUUGUCUGUUAAUGACUUUAUCAACUACACUGGGGUCACUAUCUUGCAUUUAGGUAACAAUGAUAUCUCUGAAGUGGAGACGGGGGCUUUCAAUGGACUCCAGGGAUUAAAGAGGUUGCACUUGAAUAACAACAAAAUAGACAUUCUUAGGGACGACACAUUCAGUGGAUUAGAGAGCCUAGAAUAUCUUCAGAUUGAUUACAAUUUUAUUAGCAUCAUCGAGCCCAGUGCUCUGAGCAAACUCCACCAACUGACUGUGCUCAUAUUAAAUGACAACCUGCUGUCAUCGCUGCCUCCGAACAUUUUCCGCAACGUGCCCUUGACCCAUUUGGACCUCAGGGGCAAUCGACUGAAAAUGUUCCCUUAUAUCGGCCUUCUGGAGCACAUGGACAAAGUGGUGGAGUUACAGCUGGAGGAGAAUCCGUGGAAUUGUUCUUGCGAGCUAAUCACCCUCAAGGCUUGGCUGGAGAGCAUAGCAUACACAGCAUUGGUUGGGGAAGUGGUUUGUGAGACUCCAUUUCGGCUGCACGGCCGGGACUUGGAUGAGGUUUCCAAGCAGGAACUUUGUCCCAGAAGAGCUAUUUCGGAGUAUGAAAUGCGCCCACCACCGCCCCUCAGCACUAGCGGAUAUUUCCAGACAACUCCAGCUGCUGUAACAGCCUCAGCCACUUCCUCAGCUGUGCUUAGAUCCUCCUCAAGGCCCACAAAGGGCACCCGGCAGUCCAACAGGACCAGAUCCAAACCCACAUCUCGCAUCCCGGCAAACCCUUACAACUAUGGGCCCAUCAUAGCUUUCCAGACCAAGUCCCCUGUCCCUUUGGAUUGUCCCACAGCCUGCACAUGCAACCUGCAAAUCUCUGACCUCGGGCUCAAUGUCAACUGCCAGGAGAGGAAGAUUGAAAGCAUAUCGGAUCUAAAGCCCAAGCCAUACAAUCCCAAAAAGAUGUACCUCACAGGGAAUUACAUCCCCGUUGUGCGGAGAUCGGAUUUCGUAGAGGCCGAAGGAUUGGAUUUGUUGCACUUGGGAAACAAUCGGAUAGCGCUUAUACAUGAUAGGGCUUUUGGGGAUUUAAUUAACCUACGCAGGCUUUACUUGAAUGGCAAUUUGAUUGACAGGCUCACUGCAGACAUGUUCUUUGGGCUUCAGAACCUGCAGUACCUGUACUUGGAAUAUAACAAAAUCCGAGAGAUCGUGGGAGGCACCUUUCGUUUCGUGCCCAACCUCCAGCUGCUUUUCCUCAACAACAACCUUCUGAAAACCUUGCCUGGAGGCAUCUUUUCUAGUCUGUCGCUCUCUAGGCUCAACCUGCGCAACAACCAUUUCCAGAACCUUCCUGUGAGUGGUGUUCUGGACCAGCUGAAGGCUUUGGUGCAAGUUGAUCUGUUCGAGAACCCUUGGGAUUGCUCUUGCGAUGUGGUAGGAAUGAAAAUAUGGUUGGAGCAGCUAAACUCUGGCACCGUGGUUAAUGACGUCAUUUGCACGACCCCAAAGAGGCUCGCCGGCCAAGACAUGCGUGGAGUUCUUGCUGAGCAGUUGUGUCCUGAUUAUUCGGAUAUAGUUGUGUCCACCAUAGCUCCUUCUGAGGAACCUUUGGCAGGCAGGGUCACCACCACGGAGAUGCCCAUGAGAUUCAACACUCCCACAAGCACCGUCCCUCUGUCUGUCCUCAUCCUCAGCCUCCUCCUUGUCUUCAUCAUGUCGGUGUUUGUGGCUGCUGGGCUGUUUGUGGUGGUCAUGAAGCGGCGCAAGAAGUCGCAGAGUGACCGCACCAGCACCAACAACUCGGAUGUUAGCUCCUUCAACCUGCAGUACAGCCUCUACAGCAACCGGUCUGUUCCCAAAGUCAAACCGCCUGCAGGCCAUGUCUAUGAGUACAUUCCACAUCCUUUGGGCCACAUGUGCAAGAACCCCAUCUACAGGUCCAGGGAAGGCACCGCCAUUGAGGAUUACCCUGAUCUGCAUGAGCUGAAGGUGGUCAGCUAUAGGAAUACACCUGAAGAAGAAAGGGAUCCAACCUUACGGAGCCCAAAUUACACAGUCAGUACCAUUGAGCCUCGGGAAGAGCCGUCCACCAUCCAGGAUGCAGAACAUUUCUUCAGAGGGAUCCUAGAGCCAGACAAAGCUACUCCAACCAGCGCUGGAAACAGGUACGAUUACAAGUACCCAAGUCCUGGCCAUUACACGUACAACCCGAAUUUCGACGUCAGGCGGCAGUUCUUACAUCCCGAGGGAAUUAGAGAGACCGUGCUGUAUGGCACGGCGCCAAGUACUGUCUACGUGGAGCCUAACAGGAAUGAAUAUUUGGAACUAAAGGCGAAACUCCAAGUGGAGCCGGACUACCUCGAAGUUCUUGAGAAACAGACGACGUUUAGCCAGUUUUAAACCAUGGUCUAAUAAUACAGACUGUACUGUAAAAGCUUUUUUUCCCCCCUUAUACUUGUACCAUCUCAAGCUGGAGGGUGCCUGGGCACAGCAUACGCCAUCUCUAAAGAAAAAGAACAACAUGAAAAGCAAACAAACAAACAAAAAAAGCAAGUCUUACAACGGGGUGUGCCAAACUGUAUUACUUUAAGUUUCAAAGCUACAUGACAUUACAGGAAAAAAACAACUACAACAAAAAAGCUCUCUGAAAUGGAUGAAAGCACGAGUUGUGAUAUAAAACUGCUGAUGCAAAAUCUAUUUUUUUAAGUUGAAGAUUGAAUACACAUAAACGUAGGUGUACAGAUUAAUCCAAGUACAUUUUUCAGGAGUAUAAUCAUGCAGAUAUUGUGAACUAUUGCAACAGAAAAAAAUGUUUAUAUAUAAAAAAAACAAAGAGAGUAAGAGAGAAAAAAAUCACCCUCUGACAGAACACUGUACUGCAGUGCAUCUAACUGUGCAGGACAAUUCUUCUGCUCUAGUCUGUAAGUAAGUAUUUAUUGGUAUACUCUUUGCCAUGUAUUUUCAACAUUAUUUGAUUACCCAUCAAUAUUACCUGUACCAUAUCCAUCUGUACGAGCUUUCUGUUUGUAAUUUCUGAUCAUUUACUGUAGCUUGCAUUGUACAAGUGGCUUUCUUUCAACGGUGGCACACCCCCAACCCCUCAACCCCCCCUUCCCAAAUUGUCAAAGAGAGACUUUUGCUUCAUUUAAAAAAAA